Molecule: messenger RNA, 2164 nt
Organism: Talaromyces proteolyticus
Lineage: Eukaryota; Fungi; Ascomycota; Eurotiomycetes; Eurotiales; Trichocomaceae
Product: putative sugar transporter
Exons: 4
Coding region: 127-1767 (546 amino acids)
Biological process (GO): transmembrane transport
Molecular function (GO): transmembrane transporter activity
Source: RefSeq, a predicted model, not a curated record
CCGCCCUCCUGAUGCUACGCAGUCAAAUUAUGAAAUAAUGGCAACGUCGCACACUCGCCAUGUCACUAUGCCUCUUCCCCCCACGCAGGCCCUGUUUGCAGAACUCAAUCCGAUCGAAAACAAGCCAUGGAGGAUUUGUCCGCCCCUGCCAUCCUCGAGAACCCCUCUGUCGAUUUCCAGACUGUCAAAAAGGACGGCGAUGACGGCGAGGUGCGCUCCGUGCAUCACGGAGAAAAUGACCUCCUUCGCGGUGAGGUAGUCGAUCAGGUUUUGGCAGCCAAAAUGAAUUUGAUCAAUGAUGCGAUUGACGAAAUUGGUUUUACGCCAUAUCACUGGAAGCUUUUCUGCCUCAAUGGAUUUGGUUAUGCGGUUGAUUCGUUAAUUCUGCUCCUACAAUCAAUUAUUGCGACUCAAGCCGUUCUCGAGUUCCACCCGUCGUAUUCUACGGGACUCACUAUCGCCGUAUACGUGGGAAUGCUUGUCGGCGCCCUAUUCUGGGGUCUCUCUGCCGACAUAAUCGGUCGUCGCUUCGCCUUCAACGUCUCGCUAUUUAUCUCCUCAAUCUUUGCAAUCGUUGCAGGUGCGUCGCCAAACUGGGUUGUCUUGGGUUUGUUCAUUUGCCUCAGUGCAUUUGGCGCCGGUGGAAAUCUAGUUUUAGACACAGCCGUAUUCUUGGAGUACCUGCCUAGUCAAGACCAAUGGCUGAUUACGCUUAUGGCUGCUUGGUGGGGAAUCGGCCAGCUCAUAGCUGGUCUGUUUGCAUGGGCAUAUAUUCCAGCUCAUCAUUGCUCCGACACAGGUCCCUGCACGUAUGACAAUAACAUAGGCUGGCGCUAUGUAUGGUACACUUCUGGCGCUUUUGUCUUCUUCCUGUCGGUGCUCCGUAUUACAAUCAUUCGUUUGCAGGAAACGCCCAAAUUCUUAGUCGCAGAGGGCCGUGAUGAGCAGGCAGUUCGCGUUCUUCAGGAUAUUGCAAAAAAAUAUAACCGACCCUGCAGGCUCAGUUUGCAAAUGCUGGAACGCCUCGGUGCAACACAGCGACCGAACCAAGAUGGCAAGAAAUAUCGCGUCUCCUUUACCGAGUUAACUUUUCACUUCAAGGGUCUGUUUGCAACCCGCAAGAUGGGCCUAUCAACUACGCUUGUUUGGUUUUCAUGGCUGCUUAUUGGCCUAGCCUAUCCUCUAUACAAUGUCUUUCUACCUACUUAUCUCUACUCGCGUGGUGCCAGUUUUGGAGUUUUGAGUGAAUACAUUACUUGGCGCAACUAUGCGCUGGUGAACGUGUCUGGGAUCCCAGGGCCUAUAGUAGCCGGCUUUAUGUGUCGGUCGCAGUGGUUCUGGGGUCGCCGUGGGACAAUGGUUAUCGGUGCGCUUGUUACUAUGGUCUUCUUCUUUUGCUACACCCAGGUACGAACUGAAAGCCAGAAUAUUGGCUUCUCCUGCACCGUCAACUUCUGUCUGAAUAUAUACUACGGAACACUUUAUGCGUACACACCUGAAGUCUUCCCGUCCGCGCACCGUGGAACUGGCAACGGGGUAGCCAUCGGAUUAAAUCGAAUCAUGGGUAUCGUAAGCGCCGUGGUCGGCAAGGCUGCCAAUGUUCGUUCUCUUGUGGCGUCGAUUUUUGUGAUACAUAAAACGAGAAAUACUGAUAAGUUGACUUCAGACGAAUACACCGGUUCCCAUCUACAUAUGCGCAGCUCUCUACGCCGUUAUGGCCAUUGUUGCAGCCAUCUUCCCCUUCGAGCCCUAUGGCAAACGAAGUAGUUAGGUCGACGAUGGGCCGUAGCCAUCCUCCAGUAUACACAAGCUCAUGUGCAUCUUCAAUUCAAUGUUCUAAAGAUCGGCGCUAAACGCUAGGGAGCGUGCAGAGUACAUUUCGUAUCACCCUUUGAUGCAGUCAGUGUAUGGGUCCGAGAUACGUGCAAGGAAUGGCAUGUGCGAAACCUGUGGCGGCCUCGAAUAAAUAGCCGUUCAUGGCGCUUCUCAGAGCUGUUGUGUGCUGCUGUUCAGUUAACUGGAAUCUUGGAGGCAUAUGCCGAACACUUCGGAAUAGAUCUCAAAUUAGAUGACGAACAAUUAGACAGGAAACAAUAUAGGAAUAAGGAGAAUGUUGAGAAGCUUACGAGGGUGAAUGUCCCCCCAUUGAGCACGAACACGUGAC